Messenger RNA from Zootoca vivipara (common lizard), 2807 nucleotides. RefSeq names its product interferon regulatory factor 4. The record is from RefSeq and is a predicted model, not a curated record. Gene Ontology annotation, biological process: regulation of transcription by RNA polymerase II; immune system process. Gene Ontology annotation, molecular function: DNA-binding transcription factor activity, RNA polymerase II-specific; protein binding; RNA polymerase II cis-regulatory region sequence-specific DNA binding. NCBI's taxonomy places the organism in Eukaryota, Metazoa, Chordata, Lepidosauria, Squamata, Lacertidae. Gene Ontology annotation, cellular component: nucleus.
UCUGGGGUCGGGGCUGAGCUCCGACGGUGCGGUGGAUCUUGCGGGGAGGAGCGCACGAGCGGCGUCGCAGGAGGCGCGCAUGGUGAGGAGAGCGCGGCUCCCCGGAGCCCGGGCGCAGCAGCACAUGGCGGAGCCGGAGCCGAGGCCGCCCCCGAUGCGCCUGAAAGAGUGGCUCGUCGCGCAGGUGGACAGCGGCCGCUACCCGGGGCUGCGCUGGGAGAACGGCGAGAAGACGCUGUUCCGCAUCCCCUGGAAGCACGCGGCCAAGCAGGACUACCGGCAGCAGGAAGACGCGGCGCUCUUCAAGGCAUGGGCCGUCUACAAAGGCAAGUACCACGAAGGGCUGGACAAAGCCGACCCCUCCGUCUGGAAGACCCGCCUGCGCUGUGCCUUGAACAAAAGCACCGACUUCAAGGAGGUCCCUGAGAGGAGCCACCUGGACAUCUCGGAGCCCUACAAGGUGUACCAAAUCCUCUCGGAUGUGUCCCAAGAAACAGAUAAGGAAAAUAGCAAAGAGCCCCUCCUGCAGGCAAGGCAGCCCCCAACGUUGGCACACCAAGAGACCAGAGAAAAUGGAAAACCAAACAAGGUCAGAACACCGUCAGAGUCGGGCCAGGCCAGCAAGGAUGAACCACUGGUGACCCUACAGAGCGCCCCAGGGACACCCCAGGCCCCCCAGCAGCCAAGCCACGGAGAGCACCAGGGAUACCAGGUGAAAGGCUUGUUCUACAGCUGGAACCUGGCAUACUCCCAAUGCCACCCAAGUCCCUCUGCUGCCGGUCCCAACCCCCAGUACUCUGACAAUCAAAACAUCAACUCGGACUGCUGGCUCCACGUCCGCCUCUACUACUGUGACACCUUGGUGAAGGAGGUUGUCACCAAAACGGCGGAGGGCUGCCGGAUCACCUAUCGCCCGGUGCCGGCUGACAACGUGUGCCUUUACGGUUCGAGUGGCCUGGAACAGGUGCUGUUCCCUUCUCCGGACACCUCAGCCGGGAGCAGCCAGGGCGGCAGAGCAACUGGGGUCUUGCAGAGGCUGCUUCCCCACCUGCACCGGGGAAUCCUGCUCUGGGUGGCUCCCGAAGGAGUCUUCAUGAAACGGCAGUGCCAGGGCAGAGUGUACUGGAAAGGGCCGCUGGCCCCCCACGAAAACCAGCCCAACAAACUGGAGAGGGAGAAAACCUACAAGCUCCUCGACACCCAGCAGUUCCUGCAGCAAUUACGGGGCUUCCUGGUUGACGGACACGCGCCACCUCAGUAUCAGAUCUGCUUCUGCUUUGGGGAGGAAUAUCCUCCUGCUCCCACCCAGAAACUCCACAAACUCAUCAUGGCGCAGGUCGAGCCAGUGUUUGCUCACGAUCUCUGCCUCCACGCCCAGAAGCUGGGGCCUCGGUUCCUGCAGGACUCUCGCAUGGGCACCCAAGAUGUUCCCAAGAACAUCAUCCAGAUCCUGAAGCAGCUGUCCCCACCUUGAAUCUGCUGGAAGGGAAGUGGCAUCCUUGGCUCGGUGGCUGAAGGACAAGGGACUUGCGGGCCUUAGGGUUAAUAGAUUCGUAGAAUUGGAGAGUUGGAAGGGACACCAAGGGUCAUCUAGCCCAACCCUCUGUGAUGCAGGAAUCGGGGCAGGGGAGAAAACUUGUUGCCUCUCCUGACUGCUUGUCCUGGUUUAGUCACCUGUGUAAUAUGCCCCUGCUAUGCUAUCCAGUGCCUGACUUGUUUGAAUAGAGGCGUUUGUUUUUCGCAAGCCCAGGUGAUGUUUCUUAACUGUACCAUUUAAGAAGCUUACAUAUGAAAUACACACAUAACAGGGUUCUAGCCUAGUUUUCACACUAGUUUUCCUCCCUGCAUAGCAUCUUGUGCACAUGCAGCCUGAAAUGGUACAGCUCAGAUGCAAAUCCUCAGUUUGGUUUACUGUUUUGAGGUGUCCUCUGUUUGAGGGUCGCCCAGUUCAAAUCUGGUUUGAGGUUAGGAACCCUAAGAAGGGAGAGCAGGGAGGGGGGAGGAGGCUUGAAGUUGCCCACCUUGUCGGCACCCUGAGCAGGCAAGACAGAAGUUACCUGGGCAGUCGAUAACCCCUCAAUGCUGAGGCGCACUGUAUUUCUAUUUAAAUUACAGCAGUCAUUUCUACAAUUCAUGUUAUAGCCACAAAAUAACCAUAAUAAUAUUUUUGUUAUUUAUAUGCUUGACUGGGUUGCUCCCAACAAAAUAUUAAAAACACAAUAAAAAUCCACCAUUAAAAAUUGGCCUGCCUUUAGAUGUCUCAAUAUACAAACCUAUGUCCUCUGGAUAUUUUUACUCUGGCUGUGCUUUUAAUGUGUUUAUGCACUCUUAUUUCAGUGUGACCAGACAAUCAUGUGACCAGAUUGAGGUUGAAUCCUGACAAGACAGAAGUACUGUUUGUGGGGGACAGGAGGCGGGCAGGUGUGGAGGACUCCCUGGUCCUGAAUGGGGUAACUGUGCCCCUGAAGGACCAGGUGCGCAGCCUGGGAGUCAUUCUGGACUCACAGCUGUCCAUGGAGGCGCAGGUCAAUUCUGUGUCCAGGGCAGUUGUCUACCAGCUCCAUCUGGUACACAGGCUGAGACCCUACCUGCCUGCAGACUGUCUCGCCAGAGUGGUGCAUGCGCAGCUCUGGUUAUCUCCCACUUGGACUACUGCAAUGCGCUCUACGUGGGGCUACCUUUGAAGGUGACCCGGAAACUACAGCUAAUCCAGAAUGCGGCAGCUAGACUGGUGACUGGGAGCGGCCGCCGAGACCACAUAACACCGGUCUUGAAAGAUCUACAUUGGCUCCCAGUAGGUUUCUGAG